Molecule: messenger RNA, 2742 nt
Organism: Zingiber officinale
Lineage: Eukaryota; Viridiplantae; Streptophyta; Magnoliopsida; Zingiberales; Zingiberaceae
Exons: 10
Coding region: 123-2276 (717 amino acids)
Source: RefSeq, a predicted model, not a curated record
CGCUCCACAAAUCGAACCGGACGCCACCAAUUUCUUGGUUUGCUGCUCCUCCUCCUCCCCCAAAAGAGGCAUAACAACAGCUCAUCGAUCCCCUUCCUCCGCCUCCCGCCGCCGUCGUCGCCAUGCCGGGGAUCCAAGGAACCACCAGCCCUGGCCACUUCCUCUCUUUCGACGACGACGACGGCGGCUUCGGCGACUUCAAGGUCGCCUCCGUGAAUCACCCUUUUCCAUCCCGACCGCAGCAGGAUGAUGAUGAUGACGAUUGGGGCGAUUUCAUGGUUAGCCCGAUGGGAUCCAAUGGCCCGGUCGGAUCCCCCUCCCCUCCGCCGUCCAUCUUCGAUGCAUUCCCUUCCGACCCCGCGCCCGGCGACAAGAUGCCAUCUAAGGGGGCUAAGCUGUGGGAGAAACCCAGAGGGGCGCUGCCGCUCUCGAUCUUCGGGGAGGAGGAGGCGGACGAGCCUCAGACUAUCGAGCCGCCCGUUAUCUUCUCGCCUUCUUUCUCUUCUUCGGGUCCGGCCAAGGAUCGGAAGGGAGUCGUCGUUGGUGGAGAGCUGAAGGAUCUGAUCACCAGUCUCUAUGGACAGGCUCCGCAACCGGAGGGCGGUCAGAAGACCGGCUCUUCUUUGGGGGAGGCGAAGGAGGAAGAUUCAGACGAGAGCUCCUGGGAAUUCAAGGAGGCCUCUUCCUCUCCCAAUUCCACGCUCAAGGAAGAUGAGAAGUUUGGGUUCGACACAACUGCAGCUUUGGAUUUUGGCAAUGUCGAGGAAGCAAAUGGUCAGACUGGUGUCGACAGUAAUGGGGGAGAGAGUACCAAAUUCAGUGACAAGAAUGUGAAUGUUCAACAUAAAAUAAGCAAUUCAAAAAAUGGAGUUCAUUGGUUUUUUAGCAAUGAAGCCUGGGAAUUCAAUAACGGUUUUCCUGAGAGUACAGCCACAAUAACUUCAGAACAACAGAAUGGUGAAAAACUGCAGAUUAAAAAUGCUCAAUUAAAGGUCCUAGAAUCCACCAAUGCGAUUAAGGCUAAUGGUAGCAUCUGGGAAGCUGUUGACCAGCCAAUUCAAUCCUAUACUAACUUCAAAAAAGAAACCUAUGAAAGGCCUUUGAGUCAUCAAGAUGAAUUUUCUUUUGAGCUCGAUAUUGUAGCGAACACAACCAAGGAUACAAUUUCUGUUCCAAUUCAUGAAGUGAACAAAAACACUCAUGAUAUGUUCAUUGAUGUUGGCAAUGACAAAACAGUUUUCGCAACUGAAGCCACAGAGAAUGAAAGUGAGAUAUAUCAAAGAAAUCCAGAUGAGUUUACCUUCAAUUCUGUCGUAGAUUUUUACUGCAGAUUGAAAGACGAAUCAAUAUCCUUAUUGAAUUGCCAUCUUGAUGAUAUGAAGAAAUCCUAUGAUGUUGCUUCUCUUUCUGGUGAUCGAGUAAAAGCAGCAGAAAUAAAUGAGGAAAUCAAGGAAGUUUAUAAGAAACUAGAGGAAGCCAAGGGUUCUGGAAAUGCUAGUGUGGGAAAGCAACGAUCAAUGGAACAAUGUGUUAGUCAACUGCUUAAAGCUUUAGAAGAACUGAACUUGCAAGCUUUUGAGCAAGAAUAUCACCUGUCAGAAAGAAUAAUUUCAGCAGGGAAAAACUUAAGUGCAGCAAUCAAAUUUCUUGAACAUACCUCCUCGGUUCUCCAUAGUCUGCUGUUAGCAUCCUUGGAGGAACAAAAAGCUUAUAUUCAUGCAUGGUCUGACAUGGCUGCGGCUUGUGUUGAAGAGUUGUUGCAUGGUGCCACAAUAUGGCAAGAGUCGGUUCAAUCACAAGCCUUUGCGCAAAUAUUAAGUCAAGAAUCGAACUAUUUCAUCGCCCUAGGAGAGAUUCAUAGAGUUGCGGAAGUACUAGGAGCUUCAUUGAAAGUCUAUAAGCCUUGGUUACUAUUAAACCAAGGCAACUACUCGAGCAAGUUAUUAGCUAGCUUGGACAAGUGUGCUGAGGCAUGGACUCUGUACGGACUCGAAGAAGCUGUUAAAACCAUUUCUGAGUCCCACAAUGUCGAACAUGCUCGUCUAGCCAAAACACUCCUUGCAUCCAUUAAGAUCAUUCAUGAGCUUGAUCUCUCACGCCAUUCAUUUUCUGAAGGCAAAAAGAUUUGCAGAAUAUCCUUAUUGUCCACAGAAGAACUAAAAGACCUGAAAAUGGAGCAAUGGCAUGAGAAAUGCUAUUUUGUGAAGCUUGCCAAUCUCUGGGCUAAUAGGGUAUGUUAUGAACCUCCUCAGUUGCCAUACUUACAUGUCAGCUAGGCGGAGAAUAUAGAAUGGGAUUGGACAGGAGUUUCUUGACUGUCGAAGGCGAUAGCUGCUGCCAAGAAUGAUCUCGAAAGAAUUCUCGGAGCGCUGGAGGAUAUUCACUUGGCAUUCAACUCAAUGACCAUUUCGCAGCAUCAACAUUCCUGGACGAGGAAGAGUAAUGGUUAAUGCAACCUCGAGUUUAUCCGUUUAUAUCCUUACCCUCAGCUCUUCCUCUCUGUUUUGUGAUCUAUAAUCUGUAGAAAUGUCUGGCGCGAUUGCAAUCUCGAUCUUUUUCUUUCUUUUUCAUUCUUUUAGAUAAAUGAGAAGAACGAUGCAGUGGCACAAAGCUAGUAUAGUAUUGGGCAAAUAGAGGCAUGAAUGGCUCAUUAGAAUUUGCCAUGUUUUUUUCCCGGGAUACGCCAUUUUGAAAGAAAUCAAUUUCAUUCCCCUCUUUAUGAAAUUUUUAUUGGUUUACCAA